AUGGCCAACUCUAACUGCCCUUCUCCGGUAUUCUCAGAUUUAGUUGUGGAAAAGAAGUAUGAUUAUUAUUACGACGUCCCCUUUCUUUUGAUGGAGAAAGUGGUUGAUAAGGUUGAUGAACGUCUUAUAAAGCAUGUUGCUAAAGCGUACUACAAUCCUUCGACCUCUCCACAAGUACUCACAUGGCAAAUUUUAUCCAAUUUAGUCAUUGUAAUAGUGGCUUUUGUUUGUUUAUUGUUGGCUCUUUCAUUUUUGGUCGCUAGUAUUCUAUCAUGCGGAAAGAGUGUGAUAUUUUCAAAGCGAUCAUCUACCAUAGACACGCUUGUAUUCGCAUUCAUAUCACUGGCUAUUAGUAUAGGUAUUACAGCCGUUAGUGUAUACUACUUGUUCACUAGCAUAACACUAAUCUCGGAUGGGCACAAUGUGGCAAAUCUCGAUAUUGAAAACGCUUAUGGACGCGUUAACAAAUUUCUUGGUGAAUCCGCAAAUUCUACAAUAUGUCUGUUUGAUGCAAGAAGCCCGAUGCUUGAGAAAGAUGUCCUAUCUCUAGUACUUAAUGCCACCAAAAAUUUGGAGGAGAUUCAAGAACGUUUUAAGUAUGAAAAUAUCACUAAACUGCUUGCAAUGAAACGAAGAGCAGUAAACACCCUCCAAGAACUAAACAGUCUCAUAGUAAAAUCACCACUCCCGAGGCUAACUAAACUCUCCUCAACAACUACGGAAACGGAAACAUUGCUAAACAGCUGGACAAUAAACAGUACUGAUAUUGACAAACUAAAACAAAUGUCAAAGUCAUUGAAGGAUGAGUUUUUGGCCCUAAUCACCUACAUAAAGAGAGACAAAACUCAAAUUAGCGCAGAAUUAGAUUCCUAUCGAACUCUUAUUAAUGAGACCAUUGCCGACGUCGUACACGAAACUGGACGUUUCAAAGUUGCGGCUAAGGACGUACAACAAGCAAAUGAUAUCACGAAACAAACUAUCAAUUACAUGUUGUUGCCUUUGUUAGUACCCGUUCUUCAGAUUAUUUUUGCGUUAGCUGCGAUUAUAACUUUGAUAAUGAGGUAUAAUAUCAAGUCUGGUAAUAAUGAUGAUAAGUUGUUUGGUGAUACUUUGUUUAAUCUUGCUGGUCAUGGAUCAAUUAUCAUCAUAGCUGUUUUGUUUCUCCUCCUUGCGAGUUUUUUCGCCGCAGCUUACGUUUCUAUGUACCUGUGUAAGGGAUUCACCAAGAACAGCGAUUUUAACGACACCCAUCCUCCAGCAGUUCAUUCGAAUCUCAGUGUGGACCUUAUAGGUGUAAUCCAAGAAUGUCAGAAAAAUAGUUCAAUAGUGAGUGCUACGAAAAUAGAACAAAUAUGGAGUUACGACAUUCCCAGGCUAGAUGAGUUAGUGGGGAAGAUAGGAGUGUCCUUGGGAAAGUGUGAAGUAGAAAAUGACAUACAAUCCUUUGCAACCAAAGUGCAGAAUUCUCUCAAUGAUUUCCAAGAUUCUGUGAAAGGGAUGGACAAAACCCAUUGGAAUAGACUUCGAAAAGGUGAACAAAUUCGGAAGGUCUUUGUCAAAGCAGAAAAGGAAUUGCAUAAUUUUCUCACUGAACUUAAUGCCUCUGCAAAAUCGUUGGGACCUCUGCUGACAACAGCCUCAAGAAAAAAGCUCUAUGAGACCAUUAUCGAAAUUGUUUCAUUCUUGAAAGUGAAUGAAUACGCUACAAUGGAGCAAUCCACCGCUCGUUCGCCGCAAUGUAAACCGAUUGUUGUUGUUUGGACUGUGAUGGGCUCAUCAUAUUGCAGUUAUGUCACUCCUCCUGUGCAAGGAUUAUGGCCAACCUGUGUAAUAUGUGCGAUUGGUACUUUGUUUCUUUAUUUUGGUCUUUGUAUGGCUGGCAGUUACAAAAGAAAAAGAUCCAAAAGAGCAAGAAAGAAAAAACAACAAUUCGCACAGAAAACCACACUUCGACCAAAGCCUUCAAAGAAAGGCAAAAAGAAGGAUAAAACACGAAAAAAGACUUCAAAACAACCACAGAAAAAAAAGUCAGUCAAAAAGGACCAGAGCGCUUCCAAAAAUGUUGAGAAAGAAGAACCGAAGGAGGAGUCAAAGGAAGUCAUACCAGCAAACAAGUCACCAAAAGAAGAUUUAGAAGAGAAUUAUGAAAAAGUGAAUAAAGAGGUUGAGGUUCCAACACAACAAGAAAAACAACCGAAUAAGCCCCAAGAAAAGUCACAUUCACUACCGUCAGACUUAGUUGAAUCUAUUCGAAAAUGGAAACCACCGACAACCACUCUAUUAACUCAUAAAGAGCAACAAAAUAUGAAUCUUCGCACACAAGAUGAGGAAGAAAUUCAUCCACCUCUGCUCCCAUUUGAUCAGGAGCCGAAAAAAUCACGUAGUAAGUCCAUUCAAAAAGGGAACCGGUACCAAUGGAGCAACUGGAUCGAUAUUAGCUAUGCUAUUAAACGUCUCUUCAUUUGUUUGAAAAAAAAAAGACAUUUCGUUUCUGUUUGA
This is a messenger RNA of Necator americanus (New World hookworm), 2499 nucleotides long. RefSeq lists its product as uncharacterized. Bases 1 to 2499 code for a protein of 832 amino acids. NCBI's taxonomy places the organism in Eukaryota, Metazoa, Nematoda, Chromadorea, Rhabditida, Ancylostomatidae. The record is from RefSeq and is a predicted model, not a curated record. The transcript has 30 exons.